UGCAGGUGGGAGCAUUUCGGAGCGCCCAAGCCAUGGUGGCCAAACAGCGGAUCCGGAUGGCUAACGAGAAACACAGCAAAAACAUCACCCAGAGGGGGAACGUAGCCAAAACCCUGAGGCCACAAGAAGAGAAAUAUCCUGUAGGACCAUGGCUGUUGGCACUGUUUGUUUUUGUUGUCUGUGGCUCAGGUAUGGGCAUUUCACUGAACUUAUACCCCAUGUCCUCCACUGUAUUUCCAAAAACAUGUGUUGUUCAUGAAGUAAAUAGAUGA
Messenger RNA from Otolemur garnettii (small-eared galago), 272 nucleotides. RefSeq names its product stress associated endoplasmic reticulum protein family member 2 (gene SERP2). The transcript is spliced from 2 exons. Lineage: Eukaryota; Metazoa; Chordata; Mammalia; Primates; Galagidae. Gene Ontology annotation, cellular component: endoplasmic reticulum. Gene Ontology annotation, biological process: endoplasmic reticulum unfolded protein response. The record is from RefSeq and is a predicted model, not a curated record. The coding region runs from base 33 to 272 and encodes 79 amino acids.